Messenger RNA from Brachypodium distachyon (stiff brome), 1656 nucleotides. RefSeq names its product GDSL esterase/lipase At5g45910. Gene Ontology annotation, molecular function: hydrolase activity, acting on ester bonds. NCBI's taxonomy places the organism in Eukaryota, Viridiplantae, Streptophyta, Magnoliopsida, Poales, Poaceae. The record is from RefSeq and is a predicted model, not a curated record.
AUGAUAUUUGUCGAUCUCUUGAGCCUUGACUUUUCCAGUGGUGCAAGGACAACAGAAAGAUAUUAAAUCAUCCAGUGACCCAUGCAGCUAAGGUAUCUGACUUCCAGAGAUAUGAAAAGUGUUCUUGAGGGGAGAAACGGGUCAGGAAAUGCAGUACCGGAAAGUAAGACCCACGUACGUCGAUUCGGGUUCUCUAAUCCUGCUGCCGGCCGGUUGGAGAGCGACCGAGGUGCAGUGCAGACCGACCAUGGCUCGUGUCCUCGUCCGCAUCCUAGCGGCGGCGCUGCUCCUCUUCGGCCCUUGCCAGGCAACGGUGGACGGCAUCACGGCGAUCUACAACUUCGGGGAUUCCCUAUCGGACACCAGGAACUUCGUCCGAGAAGGCGCCAUGGGCAUGAUGCGGAAGCUCCCCUCCGGCAUCACCAUCAACCGCGCCACGGGGCGGUGCUCCGACGGGUACCUCAUGAUCGAUGACUUGGCCAAGGACCUCGGGCUGCCGCUGCUCAGCCCGUACCUCGACAAGGGCGCCGACUUCACCCACGGCGCCAACUUUGCCGUCACCGGCGCCACCGCGCUCGACACACCGACGCUGGCGAGGCAUGGGGUCGAUGUCCUCCACACCAACAGCUCCCUCGCCGUCCAGCUCCAAUGGUUCAAAGACCUCAUGAACGCCACCACCAAGUCCCCUCAAGAGGUCCGCGCCAAGCUGGGGGGAUCGCUGGUGUUGCUGGGGGAGAUCGGCGGGAACGACUACAACUACACCUUCUUGGUGAACAAGAAAGACGUGGUGCGGAUGACGAUCGGCGCCGUGGAGGCCAUGGGGCUGGUUCCAGAGGUCGUGCGGUCGAUCCUGAAUGCGUCGAACGCAAUGCUCGAGAUGGGCGCCACGCGGAUGGUGAUCCCGGGGAUUCCGAUCGGGUGCGCGCCGGGGUACCCGAGCGCGGUGGGGAGCAGCAGCGACCCGCUGGCGGAGUACGACGGGGAAGGGUGCCUCGUGGCGCUCAACCUCUUCGCGCAGGUGCACAACGUGCUGCUGCAGCGGGGGAUCCAGGAGCUGCGGGAGGCGUACCCGGCGGCCACGAUCGCCUACGCCGACUACUUCGCGGUGUACCUGCAGAUGCUCGGGGACGAGCGCAAGCUGGGCUUCGACGGCGACGGCGAAGGCGGCGCGGCCUUGGCCAAGGCGUGCUGUGGCGUGGGCGGCGGGAAGUACAAUGUUGACCUGGACAGGAUGUGCGGCGCGCCGGCGACGGUCUGCGCCAGGCCGGGUGGGUUUAUCAGCUGGGACGGGAUCCACCUCACGCAGCACGCCUACAGGGUUUUGACCGACCUGCUAUAUCACCAGGGCUUCGCGUCUCCUGCACCAGUCAACUUCUCAGCUGUCUAGACAUACAGAUACAGUGCACUGAUUAUCUGUACCCUGUGCUAGAUACAGAAAUAGCAUAGGUUUGAUUAAUCGAUUCAGGCCAUCAAAAAUUGGAUAGAUGUCAAAAUAAGUUGGAACCUAAAUUUAGUAAACGAUGACAUUUUGUAGAGCUCAAAUCUGUCAUGUGACAUGUGACGGCUGGCGUGGUCAUUAGAGCAUGUCCAAUGUCCAAUGCGGUGCUUUCUGUGGACGUUAGGGACAAAAAGUAAAAUACAGAGGUCCUAAUAUUA